AUGAAUACAUGGGGUGUCUUUGUAUCCUUCGGCAUCUUCCAGACUCAUUACGUCACAGCCCUUGCACGUUCUUCUUCUAAUAUAUCGUGGAUUGGCUCCUUCCAAGUCUUCCUUCUUUUUUUCAUGGGCAGCGUAGGCGGUAUCUUGACCGACGCGGGCUACUUUCGGACCACAGUGGUUACAGGCGUUGCCCUGAUUAUCCUCGGAGCAUUCGCAACAUCAGUUUCUACUGCAUACUGGCAGGUGUUCUUGGCUCAGGGCGUAUGCACUGGCCUGGGCAGCGGUCUCAUCUUCACACCGGUCAUGGCGGUAAUAUCGACCUACUUCUCGACGAAGCGAGCGGUUGCGUUGGCUGUUGCAACGUGCGGCAGCACUGUCGGUGGGCUGAUCUUCCCAAUCACUAUCAAGCCCCGGGCUACGCCUCACGCCAAAGGCCCUUUGAUAGACUGGAGUGCCUUCAAGAUUCCCGAGUAUACUUUGUAUGCCGGUGGAUCUUUCUUGGCGUUCGUCGGCAUCUUCUUCCCCAUCUUCUACCUGGCGACAUAUGCUCGGAGCACCCUAGGGUUGACGUACACCGAGUCUCUGAAUCUCUUGCUCGUCCUCAACGGCAUCGGGAUUAUCGGCCGUCUGGCCCCUAGCUUAUCACUUGGCCCUUCCGCUCUGGGUGCCGUCAAGUUUGAUGUCCAGAAGCAAGGAACCUUGCUUGAAACCGGGUUCGACUAUGUGCUCGAUGUAUCUCCUCCAGCCGACAUUGGCAUCCUGUUCUGGCCCUCAAAAGGGCCCUAA
Emericellopsis cladophorae is the source of this 786-nucleotide messenger RNA. RefSeq lists its product as uncharacterized. Gene Ontology annotation, molecular function: transmembrane transporter activity. Gene Ontology annotation, biological process: transmembrane transport. NCBI's taxonomy places the organism in Eukaryota, Fungi, Ascomycota, Sordariomycetes, Hypocreales, Bionectriaceae. The coding region runs from base 1 to 786 and encodes 261 amino acids. The transcript is spliced from 6 exons. The record is from RefSeq and is a predicted model, not a curated record. Gene Ontology annotation, cellular component: fungal-type vacuole membrane.